CAUAUUUCCUUCCUCCCACUCACUCUCUACUUUUGUUUGCUAAAGUGUUCUCUUUAAAUCCUCAAUUCACCAACUCUGUGCCUCUCCCUCCAUUUGCACAAAACAAAACCACCAAACCCUCAUUUCCCACAUUGGAAAAGUACACCCUCUCUCUCUCUCUCUCUCUAUGUCCCAAUAUUGUCCCUCUCAAUUCUCAUCCUAAUCUCAUUCAUUCAUGGGUAACCCUAAUUAGGUUUUCUUUCUUUACUAGUAGAAGUAGUAUUACUUGAAGCUUAUAUCUAAUCACUGAUCGUAUAUGGACUUUUUGAAAGAAUUGGAAGGAAAGCGAGUUCAUGAUCCUUUUGAAGCGAACAUGGAAACUAAACCUACAGCAAAGUGCAUAUGGGUUCCAGGGCCGGUCAUCGUCGGAGCUGGUCCUUCCGGCUUAGCAGUUGCUGCUUGUCUCAAAGAAAAAGGCAUUCCAAGCUUGAUACUUGAAAGAGCUAACUGCAUAGCUUCGUUAUGGCAGCUCAAGACCUACGACCGUCUCCGGCUUCAUCUCCCCAAGCAAUUCUGUGAGCUCAUACUCAUGCCAUUUCCUUCAGAUUUUCCUACUUACCCAACAAAGCAGCAGUUCGUGGGGUACCUGAAUGCUUAUGCUGAAAAUUUUGAUUUGAAGCCGGCUUUCAACACGACGGUGGUGAGUGCAAGGUAUGAUAAUAGAUAUGGGCUUUGGUUUGUUAAGACUAUGGGAUUGAAAAAUGAGGAGACUGAGUAUGUUUGUCAAUGGCUGAUUGUUGCCACUGGUGAAAAUGCUGAGGAAGUUGUGCCAAAUUUUGAAGGAGUGAGUGAGUUUGGUGGGCCUAUUGUCCACACUGGAUCUUACAAGAGUGGUGAGUUGUUUCGCGGAAAGAAGGUUUUGGUAGUUGGAUGUGGUAAUUCAGGCAUGGAGGUUUGUUUGGAUCUUUGCAACUACAAUGCACGCCCUUCCCUAGUGGUAAAGGAUUCGGUGCACAUCUUGCCGCAAGAGAUACUUGGAAUAUCAACUUUUGGAUUGUCCAUGUGGUUGCUCAAGUGGUUCCCCAUGCGCCUUGUGGAUCAUCUUUUGCUUCUUGUCUCACGCUUCAUGCUCGGCGACACUGCUCGGUUUGGAAUCCACCGUCCGGAGCGUGGCCCUCUUGAGCUCAAGAGCAUGACUGGCAAGACUCCUGUUUUGGACAUUGGCACCCUUGCUAAGAUCAAAACUGGCCACAUCAAGGUUUGCAAGGCAGUAAAGCAACUAAAACAUCAAGCUGUGGAGUUUAUAGAUGGAAGAGUAGAGAAUUUCGACGCCAUCAUAUAUGCAACGGGGUACAGAAGCAAUGUAAUGUCUUGGUUGAAGGAAACGAGCAUGUUUUCUGAAAAAGAUGGGUUGCCUCGGAAGCCAUUCCCAAACGGGUGGAAAGGGGAAUGUGGGUUGUACUCAGUGGGGUUUACACAACGUGGCCUGCUGGGUGCAUCUCUUGAUGCAACGAGGAUUGCAGAGGAUAUUGAGCAUAGCUGGAAAGCUAAGGCCACGCAUUUUAUGACCUUCACUACUUGUGCACCGCCACCGCCACCGCCACCACAACCUGCAACUUUCAAUUAAUUAAUUAGUCAAUUAACUAAGUAAAACAACCUGCGUGCAUAAUUUAUGCAACUGAUGAUGAUGAAGAAUAUCAGAUCAUUAAAAUAAAAAAUAAAAUAAAACAAGUUAAUGAUCACUUCAUGCAGCUGCUUUUGGAGGAGGAAAAAAGUGAAGAGAAAAAGGGUUGUGAAGCGUGGGUACAAAAUAGAAAUUGGUUUUGUGAGAUUUUCCAAUCAUUCAGUUAUUAUAAUAAAACCCUAAAGGUUGUCCGGUGCAACAAAAGCUUAAUGUUUCUUUUGGCCAUUGGGGAGGAGAAACUUUAGCUGUCAUGGAUGUGGUGGUUCUCAUCAUCAAAUGUGUACCUUCACAUCUUGUAAAUUACUACUUUUUAACUUUAGUUUGCUAGAGAUAGGAUUAUAUUAGGAGGAUUAAUGUUUAAUUAAUCAGGAAAGGGUUGGGGUUUCUCAGGUUUGGUUUUCUAGGGUUUAUAUCUUUUAGUAACUGAAUUUAUGAUAUGGUGGUGUGAAAUGUGAAGUAUAAGGUGCAUUUUGUUGUUUGUAUUUGUGAUUGGUGCAUAUAAAAUAUGAUAUUUCAUCAA
This is a messenger RNA of Pyrus x bretschneideri (Chinese white pear), 2183 nucleotides long. RefSeq names its product indole-3-pyruvate monooxygenase YUCCA2-like. Gene Ontology annotation, molecular function: flavin adenine dinucleotide binding; NADP binding; N,N-dimethylaniline monooxygenase activity. The record is from RefSeq and is a predicted model, not a curated record. Lineage: Eukaryota; Viridiplantae; Streptophyta; Magnoliopsida; Rosales; Rosaceae. The coding region runs from base 296 to 1606 and encodes 436 amino acids. Gene Ontology annotation, biological process: auxin biosynthetic process. The transcript has 4 exons.